This is a messenger RNA of Scheffersomyces stipitis CBS 6054, 549 nucleotides long. Its product is annotated as mRNA splicing protein. The transcript has 2 exons. The record is from RefSeq and is a predicted model, not a curated record. The annotation marks the transcript as partial. Gene Ontology annotation, cellular component: U2-type catalytic step 1 spliceosome. Gene Ontology annotation, biological process: mRNA splicing, via spliceosome. NCBI's taxonomy places the organism in Eukaryota, Fungi, Ascomycota, Pichiomycetes, Serinales, Debaryomycetaceae.
AUGUCAGAAAGGAAGGCUAUCAACAAGUACUAUCCUCCCGACUGGGAUCCACUGAAAGUGGUUAAACGAAAACGUGACCCAAAUCAGACGAUCAAAAUCAGGAUGAUGGCUCCGUACCUGAUGCGAUGCACCAAGUGCAAUGAAUAUAUAGCAGAGAGAAGAUCGUUCAACGCGAGAAAAGAGACGACAAACGAGACGUAUUUGAAAACAAAGAUCAUUAGAUUUCACAUCACAUGUCCCCGGUGCAACAACCAUAUUUCAUUCAAGACAAAUCCCCAGACAGCAGGGUACACACCUGAAGAGGGAGCAGUACGAAACUAUGAGCCUACCAGAAAGACUGAAGAUGAGUUGCUCCAGCGAUUAGAGAAGGAAGAACAAGAGAAUCUCAAAUUUCAGACUUUGAAAGAAAGGAGAAAGAGAAAUCCGUUUUGGAACAAACAGGAAUCGCUUCAAGCGGGAGGAGAUGUAUAUGAGAAUUUGGAGAAAAGAUUACUGGAACAGCAGCGAGAACAACAGCUAAAUGAACAUUUGGAAGAAUUACAAAUGAAA